UCGUGAUAGUUGUGGAUGCGUCUGUCUGGAGCUCUGCAGAAGAAGAGGACUACAGAGAUCUCCUACAAAGAGAUCGUUAAGAAACAGCACCACGACGACACUGCUGCCAAACAGAUAGAGAAGGACCUAUUGCGGACCAUGCCCUCCAACGCGUGUUUCUGCAGCCUGCAGAGUGUGGGUGUUCCCAGGCUGAGGCGGGUACUGCGGGGCCUGGCAUGGCUCUAUCCAGACAUUCGGCUACUGCGACAGGGCACAGCAUGGUAAGUGGUGUCAUGUCUGCUGCUGUUCCUGGAGGAGGAGGACGUGCUGUGGAUGAUGUGUGCCCUGAUCGAGGACCUGYUGCCACCCUCCUACUUCUCCUCCACCCUGCUGGGGGUCCAGACAGACCAGAGGGUCCUCAGACAGCUCAUAGUCCAGUACCUACCAAGCCUGGACAGGCUUCUGCAGGAGCACGACAUCGAGUUGUCUCUGAUCACGCUGCACUGGUUCCUGACAUCGUUUGCCAGUGUGGUGGACAUCCGCAUCCUGCUGAGGAUCUGGGACCUGCUGUUCUACCAGGGCUCUGUGGUCCUCUUCCAGGUCACACUGGGCAUGCUCAAGAUCAAGGAGGAGGAGCUGGUGUCCUCUGAGAACUCCUGCGUUCCAGUCCUAUCUCAAUACCGCACGUGGUCUGAAUUUGCCCUAGCCAGACUGGGUAAAUGGAGACAAGGUGACGGUGCUGCAGCUGGGGAGGCCAUGAGGCUGCGGGGCCCUGUCCCAGGACACGCGGAGGCCCAGAGGAACAAACACCUGGCCUACAUCCUCAAUGAGCAGGCCCAGCUCAACACCAACAAAUCCCACACACUCAACACCAACCUCCUAUACUGUCUGAACCCCCGACACACCAGCACUGACCUGACUCCAGACUACUCCAUGGAGAGCCACCAGAGAGACCACGAGAACUUCCUGGUUGUGUCUCGUAACCGACGGAGACGGGCCAAAGCCCUGUUGGACUUUGAGCGCCAUGACGACGACGAACUGGGCUUCAGGAAGAACGACAUCAUCACAAUUUUUUCCCAGAAAGAUGAGCACUGUUGGGUGGGAGAGCUCAACGGGCUGAGAGGUUGGUUUCCAGCCAAGUUCGUAGAAAUCCUCGAUGAGCGGAGCAAAGAGUACUCUCUGGCGGGUGAUGACUCGGUGACUGAGGCGGUGACAGACCUGGUCAGAGGGACGUUGUGUCCUGCCCUGAAGGCCAUCUUCCAACACGGUUUGAAGAAACCCUCCAUACUGGGAGGAGCCUGCCACCCCUGGCUCUUCAUAGAGGAGGCAGCCAGUAGAGAGGUGGAGAGGGACUUUAACUCAGUCUACUCCAGACUGGUGCUGUGUAAGACGUACAGGUUGAUACACCUGCUACCGGACCUCUGGGCCAGCCAGACUCCCCGCUCUAACCUGGCGACGCUGGGCGUCAACUUGAUGGCCAGAGCGGUCAUGAGUCUCCGCAGAGGUUUUGUGUCAGGCGUGUCCUUGGGCACAGGGCCCCCGGCCAGCCCUCAUGGCCUACCCCAGUACUGGCAGCACCGAGAGCUCACCAUCAGCUGGCUGGGCAAAUUGCAGACAUGUGCUACAGAUAGUUUUGCAGUGAAUGUUUUGUUCAUAAGCAUUUGUUUCAGUAAUGCUUCAGCGCCCUCCGUCUGUCUCUUUCAGGCGGUGCAGUCUGUAAAUAUGAGCCACGACUCUGCACACGCUCAGAUGGACGUCAAGUUCCGCUCGCUCCUCUGCGUGGGCCUCAAUGAGCAGGUGUUACACCUGUGGUUGGAGGUGUUGUGUUCCAGUAUGCCUGCAGUAGAGAAGUGGUACCAGCCCUGGUCCUUCCUACGCAGCCCAGGAUGGGUCCAGAUCAAGUGUGAGCUCAGGGUUCUCUCAAAGUUUGCCUUCAGUCUCUCUCAGGACUGUGAACUUCCUGCCAAGAAAGAGGAGAAAGAUCAGAGGCCACUGAAGGAAGGAGUCCAAGACAUGUUGGUGAAGCAUCUCUUCAGCUGGGACAUCGAUGGCUAG
Molecule: messenger RNA, 2034 nt
Organism: Salvelinus sp. IW2-2015
Lineage: Eukaryota; Metazoa; Chordata; Actinopteri; Salmoniformes; Salmonidae
Source: RefSeq, a predicted model, not a curated record